AUGGAGUUCAACUUCAACACUAUGGUAAAGCACGUCGAUCACGACAAACAUCUCAGCAAAACCGAGCUCCUGCGGCUGGCUCUCCACCGAACCCUCACUGGCUAUAGUGGCGACGGCAAGUAUUUAGCAUAUCUCUUCAUCGGCACUUCGGCGGUACCUAUCCCGGUCAUAAUCGACACGGGCAGCGACCUAACAUGGACCCAAUGCGCACCCUGCGAUAACUGUUCUGCACAGCCGACUCCCUUAUUUGACCCUGCGAAAUCCACCUCGUACGUAGCCUUAAAAUGCCCAAAUAAGAAGUGCAAAUUGUACAAGUCUGAUGGCUGCAAUAAACGUCUGCCUGGCACCACGUGCACGUACAACCGCACGUACGGAGAUGGCAGUAGAAGCCGAGGCGACCUGGCCACCGAGACCUUCUGGUUCGAGGGCGUCCCGGUACUCAGAGUCCUAUUCGGCUGCGCAUUUCACAGUUACGGUAGUGUAGUAGGUAGAGGCACGAGGAUCUUGGGCCUGGGCCGAUGGGAUGACAGUAUCGUCUCCCAACACGACGUGCACGCGUUCUCCUACUGUCUGCCCACGUUCGACUCCAAUGGGACUGGCCGUCUCUUUAUGGGUUAUGGGGCCCGCGCGCCCCCGGGCGCAGCCACCACGCGGCUUCUCAGGUACCCAGGCGCUCUCAACAGCGGCUUUUACUAUCUCCGUCUCCAGGGGAUCACUAUCAAUGGGGUCCCCAUCCCCAUCAACUCCUCCUUUGCGUUCAAAGGGAGAAAGGACGGGUCGGUGGGUCUGAUCAUCGACUCGGGAACAACGAUCACGCAACUCGAGAGGAUCACGUUCGAGGCCGUCGGCCAGGAACUCACCAGCCAAAUCGGACUUCAACCGACCGAUGGGGACUUGGACUUGUGCUACGAACUCCCGUGCGCUGACGUGGGGGGAAUUCAGUUUUCGAAGAUCGAGUUUGUAUUCGAGGGGGCUGCCCUGGAGUUGCCGUCCCAAAACUACUUCUUAAUUGAAGAGAAAAAUGGGAUGGUGUGCUUGAUGAUGGUUGCUACUGAUUCGCCCUUAUCCAUCUUCGGCAAUUUUCAGCCGCAGAACACAUUGGUGGUUUAUUAUCUUACUAACGAGGAACUAUCUUUUGUACCCUACACACAGUGUGACGACAUGUGA
Messenger RNA from Striga hermonthica, 1167 nucleotides. The record is from the annotation of a GenBank genome assembly. Lineage: Eukaryota; Viridiplantae; Streptophyta; Magnoliopsida; Lamiales; Orobanchaceae.